This is a messenger RNA of Selaginella moellendorffii, 576 nucleotides long. Its product is annotated as DNA-directed RNA polymerase III subunit RPC2-like. Bases 1 to 576 code for a protein of 191 amino acids. NCBI's taxonomy places the organism in Eukaryota, Viridiplantae, Streptophyta, Lycopodiopsida, Selaginellales, Selaginellaceae. The record is from RefSeq and is a predicted model, not a curated record. The transcript has 3 exons. Gene Ontology annotation, biological process: DNA-templated transcription. Gene Ontology annotation, molecular function: DNA-directed RNA polymerase activity; DNA binding.
AUGGCAGAGGAUGUGCUUGCGGGCAUCUCAUCUACUCCUUUGACGAUUUCUGGGAGGCGCUGCCGUCGCUCCUCCAGAGAUUUCGGUGGAGAAACUGCGUCCAUCAAGCUCCUGAAUGCGUCGCUCCGGCCGCCCGUGCUCUCUAACGAGAAGGUCGACGAGUCCUUCCGAAAUGACGGAGUUUUUGUCGGAGAGAUUCCGUGUAUGAUCGGCUCCAAGCUCUCAAACGCCCAUGCCGAUGGAAAAAUCGAUUGUCCUCUUGAUCCUGGAGCCUAUGUCAUCGUCGAGGGAGCUGAGAAGGUUGUGAUGCCUCAAGACUUGAACUUUGGGCGAGAUGCUCCAAUCUCUCGGAAGGGCUGCUGGAAGAGCUACGUUGUUUAUCCCAACGAAGGCUUGUCUUUCCGGAACACUUUCACGAGAGUUCUUCUCAAGGAGGACAAAGGAAUCAUCAACCUGGAGUUGUCUAUCAUGGGAGCCGAUCCAGUCUGGAUCGUCGUAACGCUUCGUGCUCUGGGAUUGGCGACGAACAAGAGUGUCCUGGACGUGCAGAGAGCAGAGAGUAGAGAGCUCAUUUGA